This is a messenger RNA of Mytilus trossulus (common blue mussel), 2763 nucleotides long. RefSeq lists its product as uncharacterized. The coding region runs from base 1 to 2763 and encodes 920 amino acids. The transcript has a single exon. The record is from RefSeq and is a predicted model, not a curated record. NCBI's taxonomy places the organism in Eukaryota, Metazoa, Mollusca, Bivalvia, Mytilida, Mytilidae.
AUGUCGCAUGGUAAUAGAUAUAAACAGAACGGUGAUGAAAUGAAUUCGAAGAAUAAUAUACCUAUGAGAAUAAACCGUAGAAAUUGUUGGUAUCAUGAGACUGAUAAUCAUGAUAUUGGCAAAUGUACAGCGUUUAGUAGAUUGGAUGGUCAGACUAAAAUAGAUUUAAUUCGCAAACAAGGAGGAUGUUUUAGUUGUCUCAAGAUUGGUCACUUAUCAAGAUACUGUUCAAAUAGGAAACCGUGUGAUGUCCUGGAUGAAAAUCAACAAAUGUGUGGGAGGAUGCACCAUCAAGCUUUACAUGAAAUUCAAGUCAAUGGAUCAACGUUUCACAAUUGUAUCAGUAUUGUUAAUGGAGAUAAAGGUAGAGAAGACGUUUUGCUCAUGAUAAGCAAGGUUCCGAGCAAUGGAAACUAUUUGACAGCACUAUGGGAUCCGGGAGCUAACAUCUCACUUAUAACACAUGAUUCUGCACGGAGACUGAACCUCAAGGGAAGAGAUGUAACAUUGUCCGUGACAAAGGUCGGCAACACUACUGACUAUAUCCAAAGUAAAGAAUAUAUAGUUCCACUAACUAUUUUAAAUGGACAGGAAUGGAAAAUAAGGACGUAUGGAAUGGAUCAAAUUACGGCAGACGUGACUAGGGUGGAUAUCCGUGGCAUCGCUAAGCUAUUCAAAAGCGUGACGGAAAAGGAUGUGAUUCGACCUGAGGGAAAAGUCGACAUAUUGAUAGGCAGUGAUUGUUGUGUUCUUUUACCAACAAAGGCAGAACAAGUAGGAAAUCUUCAACUGAUGAAAAACCAAUUUGGUUACUGUUUGAGAGGUAGUCACACGCUUCUUAAAGUUGGUACGGUGUCUCACCAUUUUGUACGUAUUCAUCAUUUAUAUGGACAACAAUACGACACUGGUAGCAUACAUAUUGUAAAUUUUAAUGGACUGAAGGAAAGUCUAGAUAACUUUUUCAACAUUGAAAGCUUAGGAACUCAAUGCAACCCGAAAUGUGGAAACUGUAAGUGUGGUAAAUGUCCGAUCGGAAAUGGUAAUUACACUAUAGCAGAAGAACGAGAACUGAACAUGAUAAGAAAGGGACUUCAAUAUGACAAAGAUGAAAAACGUUGGACUGUAACUUAUCCAUGGAUAAGAGAAUCGGCAGAAUUGCCUAACAAUAUAGGAGCAGCAAAUCAUCGUCUUGAAUCGACAGAGAAACGCUUACAACGCACCGGGACAAUCUAUGCAAAUGCAUACAAUGAUCAAAUCAAAGAUAUGGUUAAUAGGAACGUUGCCAGAAAACUUUCAGAUUACGAGGUCAGGAAUUAUGAAGGACCAAUUCAUUAUCUACCGCAUCAUGAGGUUCUAAAACCCGACUCUAAGUCAACCCCAAUCAGGAUUGUGUUCAAUUCCUCUUCCACAUACAUGGGACAUGUGAUAAAUGAUUAUUGGGCAAAGGGUCCGAAUGUAUUGAAUGACAUGUUAGUGGUGCUACUGAGAUUUCGACAAAAUAGAAUUGGAAUUGCAGGAGACAUUUCAAAGAUGUAUAAUGCAAUCAAACUUUCAGUUCCUGAUCAACAUACGCAUCGGUUUCUAUGGAGAGAUCUCGAUGCAAGCAGAAAACCUGAUCAUUAUGUGUUAAAGACGGUCACUUUUGGGGACAGACCUAGUGGCACUAUUGCAACCGUUGCAUUAGGAAUGACUGCGGAAAUGAGUAAAGAUAUUUACUCAGAGGCAGCCGAAAUGAUUCUUAGAAACAGUUAUGUUGAUGAUAUCAUUAACUCUGUCGACAAUAAUGAUCAGGCAAGAAAGGUAAUGGAAGACACUGAAAAAUUACUUGUAAAGGGUGGAUUUACAAUUAAACAUUGGAUUGUUACAGGGAAGCAGUCCGACCAAUGGAACGGAUUACAUAUUUCAAAUGAACCAAAGGAAAAGAUUCUAGGAAUGAUUUGGCAACCGAGAGAUGACAUGUUUACAUUUCAAGCAAAAAUUAAUUUUUCAAGUAAACGUCGAGGAAUACACAUUGAUAAAGAUUUGCAACAAACUCAAAUAGAUGACAUACCGUUGAUACUCACGAGAAGAAUGGUUCUUAGUCAAGUUGCGAGCAUUUAUGACCCCUUAGGGUUAGCUUGUCCGUUUGUUUUAACCGCAAAACUACUUUUGAGAUCAUUUUGCAAGACAGAUGGAGGAAAUGGUGGAUGGGAUGAACCAAUAGCAGAUGCAAUGAGAAAAAAGUGGAUUGAGUUCUUCAAGGGAGUAUUUCAACUAGAGUCGAUUCAGUUUCCUAGAUGUAUUAAGCCAGAGGCUGCAUACAAGAACCCCGUAUUAGUAGUAUUUUCAGAUGGAAGCAGUGUAGCAUAUGGAGCAUGUGCAUACAUAAGAUGGCAAAUCGGUCCCGAGACAUAUGAAGCGAAUCUGAUUAUAGCAAAAAACAGGAUAGCACCAACAAAACAAUUGUCGAUUCCGAGGUUGGAAUUAUGUGGUGCAGUAAUUGCAUCAAGAAUCAGAGAAAACAUAGUGAAGGAGAUGGACUUUAACUUUAUUCGAAUAAUUCACGUGGUAGAUUCAACAAUAGUAAGAGCUCAGAUACAAAGAGAAAGUUAUGGCUUCGGAACAUUUGUGGCAACUAGAAUAGCCGAGAUUCAAAGUAAGACAGAACCUUCUGAUUGGUGGUGGGUACAAGGGGAACAGAAUCCUGCUGAUUUGACCACGAGAGCAACAGAUCCAACCGCAUUGGUAAUGGAAUCAGUUUGGCAAAAGGGUCCAGAUUUUUAA